GAGACACAAAAAGAGAUUGAAGAUGGGGAAGAAGAGGGCUUUAAUGUUCUCGUUAGCAUUGGGAUUGUUUGUUUUUUGUGUUAGUGCAGCAGAACAUCACCAUGUGAAGGCUAAAACUAAACGAAUUUCUUUGGAAGUUCAUAAGAAGUUGAAGCUUUUGAAUAAGCGUGGCGUGAAGACUAUCAAGAGUGAGGAUGGAGAUAUCAUUGACUGUGUUGACAUCUACAAACAGCCUGCUUUUGAUCAUCCGGCAUUGCGCAACCACAAAAUUCAGAUGAGACCCAGUAAUCAUGUACAAAAUGAUCAUAAUUCUUCUCAGCUGGUAUCUCAAAUUUGGCAAAGGAGCGGAAGCUGUCCAGACGGAACCAUUCCCAUUCGGAGAAUUCGAAAGCAAGAUUUAUUGAGAGCUACUUCACUUGAAAACUUUGGGAAGAAAAUGCCAGUGCAUUCUUCCUACUCCCCCACAGAUGACAAGGGCACUGUGUACAUCAACAGCACCCGAGUCGAACUCGGGCCUCAAGUCAAUCGUUCAGCUGCUAUCCUGUUAACUACUGGAUACAAUUACAUAGGUGCUCAAGGAGAUAUAAAUAUUUGGACUCCAAGAGUUGAAUCACCAGAUGAGUUCACUACUGCUCAAAUCUGGCUUAAGAAUGGACCUGGAGAGGCUUUUGAAAGUGUAGAAUCAGGCUGGGUGGUAAACCCAAAGGUAUAUGGUAAUGGAGCAACUCGACUUUUUGUAUAUUGGACUAAGGACUCAUACAAAUCAUCAGGCUGCUUUGAUCUCACCUGCCCAGGAUUUGUGCAAACCAACAAAGACAUAGCCCUUGGUAUGGUCCUUGGACCUGUAUCAUCUAAAAUGGGACCCCAAUAUCAAACCACCUUCAGCAUCACCAAGGAACCAAGCACAGGAAAUUGGUGGGUGCGUAUUGGCCAAAACGUUCCUGUGGGAUAUUUUCCUGGAGAGCUCUUCUAUUAUUUGACACGCGGUGCUGCAACAUUAGUUGAAUGGGGAGGAGAAGUGUUUAGCUCCAAGGUGAAGCAAAAUCAUCCACACACUGCAACAGGGAUGGGAAGUGGAGAUUUUGCAUCGGGCAAAUUGGGCAAUGCAUGCUAUGUGAAGCAAGUUAGGAUUAUAGAUUAUUCAAAGCAAUUGAAGUACCCAGAAUGGGUAGGCACUUAUUCAGAUGAAGAGUAUUGCUACUCUGCAUUGAACUACGCUCUGUCACUUGCUCAAGAACCUGUGUUCUACUUCGGCGGACCGGGUCGAAAUCCUCCUUAUUGUCCCUAAGUUGUUCAUAAUCUCAAAUGAGGACGCUUAAUUUCCAUAGUUUUUUCUUGAAAUAAUGUCCAAAUAUAUGAUGGCUUGAGCCAAUGUAGCAAGACUAUUUUAUAUUUGAAGCCUAUUGUUAUUGAUUUAUAUGUGAUCAGAAAUGGACUUAUAAUUUUGGUCCCA
This is a messenger RNA of Prunus persica (peach), 1453 nucleotides long. RefSeq lists its product as uncharacterized. NCBI's taxonomy places the organism in Eukaryota, Viridiplantae, Streptophyta, Magnoliopsida, Rosales, Rosaceae. The record is from RefSeq and is a predicted model, not a curated record. The coding region runs from base 23 to 1288 and encodes 421 amino acids. The transcript has 7 exons.